Molecule: messenger RNA, 1905 nt
Organism: Diutina rugosa
Lineage: Eukaryota; Fungi; Ascomycota; Pichiomycetes; Serinales; Debaryomycetaceae
Product: Zn(II)2Cys6 transcription factor
Exons: 1
Coding region: 1-1905 (634 amino acids)
Biological process (GO): positive regulation of transcription by RNA polymerase II
Cellular component (GO): nucleus
Molecular function (GO): transcription cis-regulatory region binding; DNA-binding transcription factor activity, RNA polymerase II-specific; zinc ion binding
Source: RefSeq, a predicted model, not a curated record
AUGGCCCGUUCAAAGCGGGAGUACUCUCGAGGAGGUUGCCGGGAAUGCAAACGCCGCAAGAUCAAGUGUGAUGAGACGAAACCCCACUGUCUCAAGUGUAUGCGGUUAUCCAAGCAGUGCAGCUACCCGACACCGGGGGAGACAGUAUUAAGAGUCCUGAAGCAGUACAUGAGUGAGAAUCCUAUUGAUGAAUCAAAAAGCAACAUCAAUAUCCACUACUAUAAUCCCGAAGUGAAUAAAACGCAGAAAACUCCGCCCAAUUCUGAAAACUAUCGAGGAGAUGAAACCAUUGAAAGUCGAGAUAGCCAUGCACGCAAUAACAGUAUUGAUUUAAAACCUGAACCGACAAUUUCACCGCAAGUUUUAUCAGAACUUUCACCGUCGCUCCUAUUCUCUCAGGACGACCUUCAGCUGUUGGUCACUGACGUCAAUUGCAUGGUUCUGGACUUGAUACCACAAGACAUUGUUUCCAUUGAUGAGAUUGCGUCGUUAUGGGAACUUCCUCACCAACUGACAUUACCAUCGGUGCAAUCAUCAAUUAUAGACGGAGUUCCUAGCGAGUACAUGUCCCCUCUAGCUCUGGAUGUGGAACGGAAGUACAUGAGAUUCUUUUAUCAAGAGUUUGCCAUGCAAAUUUGCCCCUUCGGAGUAUUUGAUCCAGUUAACGGUGGUUACGGCAACCCUUUGCGAGACUGCCUCUUGCGAUACGGAUUUCGAGAGGCUUAUCUACUUCUGGCAAUCCUUGCACUCGGGGCCAAAUGCGAAUUUGAAGAGUUGGAAAAGGCACAAGGUGCGAAUGAUUUGAUUGAAGCCGCUAGAGAUGCAUCGUGGAAAUACUUGAGUCAGUGUCUCAAACUCCUAGGACCAGCGCUAGUUCUGAAUCAGGAACACAGCGUUCGUCACGACAUGCUCGAAAACCUAGAGCUGAUAUUGCUUACAGUGCUUUUAUUGGCGCUGGCUAAUGCUCUGCUGCAUCGUCAAAAUUGGCGGCCGCACUUGAAAGGCGCCAAGGAUAUCAUAAUAAAAGCCACCAAUCUGAAAAUUCGGCAACUGAAAACCUUGAUUUUGUGCAAAAUGUGGUUCGUCGAUUUUGAAAUAUUGGCAGGGACUCUGCUGGCAUUGGGUGGGACGUUGUCCACAGAUUUCGAACUUGACUCAGUACUUCUGUUCUCAAACUCGUAUGAGAUCAAAAUAUUGAGAGAGUUGGGAAUAAUCCAAGAAAAUGGCUUUAAUGUCAUAUCAGGAUACCACUUUGAAGCCAUUGAAUGGUUCAAGGAGUUUUUGAAAAUGCUAAACAGACGCAAACACGAAGGUGCCGAGUACAUUGCCAAUGACCUGCUUGCAUAUAUCAACUUCAUCGCCGCUUUCAAUAAAUUUUACCACACUGCAUACGUCAGCCAUGAGGGAUUGCUUCCAGCUCUGUUUGUACUGACGUACAUUGGUCCGCCACCAAACUUGGUGGACUUAGUACGGGGUCACAAUUUAGAAGGAGAUGAUGUCACUGUGGUGGUCCUGUGGAUGGAUAUCAGUCAACAAGCAUACUCUCUUGCGGCUAUCAUUGCAGUUCAUACUUGGAUACUCAGCCUACCUUACGACAUGCCUUACAUCCAGCUGCUUGUAGCUAAGUUAGUAAGCUUAAUCGGCUGGCUCUCACGGUUCAAUGAUGAUUGUCCGAGUCAAUAUCACCGCUACCUGUUGCUGAUGAUUCAGUGGCCAAUGAUCGUUGCAGGUCUUUGUAGUGAUGACGAGGAUCACCAAAUGUUGUUGCUCAAAUACUUUACCUAUGCUCAGACGUUGGGGUCAUUUCUGGCUGAGAAGAUCAGAAAAAGAUUGCUUGAAAUAUGGGACCGACGAAGACAAGGAUUGACCAUAAGCGGCGAUGUGAUUGAUGUUUUGGCGUAUUAA